GUGAGUGCGUGGGGCGGCCCGCGGCCGGCAAUGGUUGGUACGACAGCGACGACGACGUGCAGCAGCGCAGUGGCCGUCUCUUGACAAAUGCCACAAUGUAACGGACUAAGCGCGGAUCCUCGAAGAAGCGCACCGGAGUCGACGCUGCUAUAUCGGAAGAUAAAAUAGCAGCAGCUUCAUGAGUGGGAAAUGAUGCCGACCAGCUCGCGGCAAUCGGGAACUUGCAGCGAUGGCUUUGAAUGGGAUACGUUGAUGGAAGUUGUUCACGAACCUAUUGAGAAGAAUUACACAUUACUCGAAGAAAUUGGCAAAGGUCAAUUUGCUGUUGUUAGAAAAUGUGUCGAACAAAAAACUGGAGCAGAAUAUGCUGCAAAAAUAAUGAGAAAGAGAAGGGUUGCUCGGGGAGUUGCUGCAGCUGACAUUGCUCGAGAAGCUGGAUUACUAGCACAAUUGAGGCAUCCUAAUAUUGUAUCCUUAUACAGAGUAAUUGAUACUGGAACCACCGUAGUAUUGCUUUUGGAAUUAAUUACUGGUGGAGAACUAUUCCACUGGAUGCCAUCUAAUGAAGCAGAAGCUGCUCAUGUGGUUGGACAAGUUUUAAAAGCACUUAGUCAUUUGCAUUCGCAUCAAGUUGCACAUUUGGACAUUAAGCCUGAAAAUAUUCUUCUAUCUUCUUCACCACCUAUGCCCAAUAUUAAACUAAUUGAUCUUGGAUUGUCUCACCGCUUGAUACCUGGCUCUGAACACAGAGCUCUUUUUGGAACUCCAGAAUUUGUUGCACCAGAAAUAGUGAAUUAUGAACCACUCAGUUUAGGAACUGACUUAUGGGCUGUCGGUGUUCUGACAUACAUAUUGCUAAGCGGUGCAUCACCAUUUUUAGGUGAAGACAAACAAGAAACCUAUGCAAAUGUUGCAGCAUGUCAAUAUCAGUUUGACGAUAAAUAUUUUUCCAAUGUUUCUGAAUUUGCCAAGGAUUUUAUAUCAUCUUUAUUAGUCAAGGAUCCCAAGAAAAGAGGAACUGCAGAGUCCUGUCUUACACAUCCCUGGAUUGUAACGGAAACUCAGGCUUGUCAAGGACUCGGAGAAGCUCUUAUCAGCGCUGUGAAGGGGCGAUGUAUUCAGACUGUAUCGCGCUUGUUACAACAGGGCGCGCCAUUGGAUGUCGAGGACUUUAAUCAAGAUACUUUAUUACAUAUUGCCUGUAAAAGUGGAGAUGAAGGAAUAGUGGCACUCUUAAUAGAUCAUGGAAUAGAUUUGGACGCAACAAAUAAGGAUGGCUUAACUCCACUGCAUAUUGCUGCAAAAUUUGGUCAUAUUGAUAUUGCAAGGCUUUUAUGUACAGCAGGCUGUGAUGUUGAUAAAACGAAUCGUGGUAUCCGAGCGGACGUUACAGCAAUAAAAUAUGGUCAUACGGAUAUAGCAAGUUUAUUAGACAAACUGAGAAAUCCAACUCAAAGAGAAGUGUUCAUUAAACAGUUACAAGCUAUGCGACGGCCAAUAGAUUGUCUGCAUGUUCGUCUUUUGGGGCACUGUGCAUCAGGGAAAACUUCACUUGUCAAUUCAUUAAGAUCUGGUAUUUUCAAUUUUGGAUUUUUCAAAAGGUCAAAAAGUCAGAGCCAUGCUACAAAACGCGAUCCAAGUAUUGAAUUGGAUGUUACUAGCAAGCACGAUUCACUUAGUUUUGAACAUAGCGACAAUGAAUACGAAAGUACCAUCGGCGUGGAAAUUAGCCGCAGUAAUAUAGGAGGAGAAUGUGUAUUUUGGGAACUAUGCGGUCGAGAAGAUUAUUUAGUCUCUUAUCAUCGGGCGCUAAUGGUUCAUCAACCAAUGCAAGUGCAUUUGAUAACAAUUAGUUUGCGCCAACCUAUAACUGUUCAACUGCAGCAAGCGCGAUUUUGGUUACAAUUCAUCAUGGAUAGAAUACCUCCAGAAAACAUAGGCUUUUCAGGAAAAUGCGCUGAAAUAAAAGUUAUCUUAGUAGGAACAUAUGCUCCUGAGCCCCCUAUUCACAAUGCUAAUGGAGUAAAUCUUCUUGCACCUUUAUUAGCUUCUUUAAAGGAGUUCACACCGCUGUUAGGAGAGGAACCACAGGUGGUAGCUUUAGAUGCUACCAAUCCAUCUUGUCCUGGUCUAAAGCUUCUCAGAACGUAUUUAAAUAAUUCCCGAACAAAAUUCCUUGAACAUACACAUGAUUAUACAUGGAAUGGACUUAUGGAAGCUUGGAGAAUUCAUAUGCAAUCGAUGGAAGAGCCUCCUAUGUUAUUAGAUUUAAAAGGAUUCGUUAAUCAGGUUAGGCAAGUUAAUCCAUUAGUAUCUAUAGAGCAUUGUAAACAGCUUGGAGAACAGUUACAAGCUCUUGGAGAAUGCUUACUAUUGCCUGGCGAUCUGUACGUUUUGAGUUUAGAUUGGCUCUGGAGAGAUGUUAUAGGUUGGCAAUUAAAUCCAGACCAAAAAAGUCGCUUAGGCGUCCGUACAACCGGAGUUUAUACAACAGAAGAUUUUCAAGCGCGUUGUCCUUGUCCAGCUAAUCAAGCUUUACAAAUUCUGCAAGCAUUCCAUCUCUGUGUUUCUUGUGAGGUCGAAGACGAUGAUUUAGAGUAUGAAAUACCAUGCUUGAAUCUGGUUGAACGCCUACCAGGAUUAUGGGAACCAUGGUCCUCAACCACGUUAAUGCUGUCGCCACAUGCAGGGUUUAGAUUAUGUCCAGUAGAAGCUCGAUUGUACAACCUUUUGCCGAUUUUCCCGCAUUUACAAGUUCAUCUAAGGAAGAUUACUCAGGCAUGGAAUUGCCAUGAAUCAGAUUUAUACCAAUGGUGGCGAGGUUCAAAAUUAUGCUUAGGCCCUUGCGAAUGUAUAGUAACUCUAGAGGAAGAGGACCAAGGAUGCAUUCAGGUCUGGGUACGCGGUCCUCGUGGAACGGGUUCGCAGUGUUUUUCCCUACUGGGGAUCAUUGUCGACGCUGUUGAAGCUACUCUUGAAGUCGUUGCACCGGGAAUGUUAUUAGAAAGGCACUGGCAGAGUCCAAGCCAACUGCGCGAUUAUGACGAAGUCAUACAUUCUUGGGAACCUACGCUGAUUAACGCAGCUCUAUUGGAAAAAAACUUUUUAGAAGCAUGCUUCAAGAAUCCUUUCAAUGGACAGCGGGAAAGCGUAUGGGAUAUGAUAGGAUGUGGAUUACCUUGGAUGGAGAAUUGCGUUCCUGGGACGAAACAACCCGUUAAAAAUAUAAAGCCAGCGAUUCAAAGACGUUUGGCACAAUUACUGGAUCCGCCUGAUUCAUACGGUAGAGAUUGGUGUUUGUUGACUGUGCGACUUGGCUUAGGAGAUAAGGUUGCGCAAUUUGAUAGCACAAUUAACAGUCCAACAUUGAGAAUUCUCAGUUGCGCUGGAUCUGAUUGUACGGUUGGCUCUCUAAUACGACAACUUCGAGCUCUGGGAAGAGAAGAUGCCGUGAAGGUUUUGCUGUCAUUCACACCUACUUAUGUAAUGUCAAAUAAUAUAGAGUCUGAUACUGGAUCGAAUCUUUCGAGAUGACGAUCCUACUUUUGUUAAAGAUCUUGAAGCUUUUUUAUGAAACAUUUACUGCACGUAAGCUAAGAUAAAAUUUUCAACUUGAAAUAAUCAUAAAUAUAAAAUCCAGUCCAUAUAUUUAUUGCUUUUGCAUAAAUUAAUCUCAAUGAAGCUUGCCGAAAGAUGCAGAUCUAGGUUGAUCAUUUAGUGAUACACGUAACAUUCUGGAUUUUUACACUGUAAUCGUAAAAGUUAGUUUGUACUCAAUUAGACUAUUAUAUUUUUUUUUAUUUUUCUCUAAUUAAUUUGUGAUAGAAUUUUGUACGAUGUGCACAUAGACGAGCGAUUGUUUUCUACGUUUCUUAUAUUGUAUAACGUACUUAUUGGAAAGCGUCAAGUAUUAAGGCUUUUUAAAAUUAUGUCAAUUUUUCAAAUUUUUACACUUACGCCAUAGAGUACAAGUUCCAAGUGAUGUUAUAUAAGCGAAAUAUUUCUUACAAUAUUUAUUGACUUAUUGCGGGUGCUUAAAGUGCGGUGCAUGUUUACGUGUACUGUGCGCAAAAAAAAAACAAGUGUCUUUUGUACUUGAAAACUGUUAUUAUUAUGAUAGUAGUCGUUGAGCUGCGAUUCUCUCGAUAGGCGAAGUAGUUACGUUUUCUAUUGCAUAUCGAAAAUGUUUUACCUUGAUCGAUGUUAUUCUGAGAGCACGUAUUGCAAAAUAAUUCCGAAUUUUUUCUUUCACGUAUACGUACAAGAACGCGACAUUCGCGCGUUAACACCGUGUCCGCAAUCGCAGCACAAUUCAAUUUACAAAUAAGUUGGCACAAUCGCAUAUACACAGCCACACAUGCACAUCGAUACUUGUACACUCAUUCGCACCGGCGCGCGCUCUCGCGCCGCACAGUAUUUAGAAUGAAAAAGUGUCAAUCACUCAUCUAUAUCUACUUACACCGCAGGAAGUUAACAAGAAUGCUUGCAUGUGUUCGCUCAGCGCUGUUUUCAUAUACUUGGCGAUUGCGAAUUUGUGAUGCGCAUAAUACAUACGCGAGACUCGCGCGUAUCGUAUAUUAUGAGCUAUACCUAAUACAUACCAUCUGCUAGCUAAAGCGAAAGCUGCACCUGGAGCGUAUACAUAUAUGCAAAUAAGCUAAUACUGUCCGUCUGAUCUCU
Molecule: messenger RNA, 4680 nt
Organism: Nasonia vitripennis (jewel wasp)
Lineage: Eukaryota; Metazoa; Arthropoda; Insecta; Hymenoptera; Pteromalidae
Gene: Tm2
Product: tropomyosin 2
Exons: 18
Coding region: 190-3534 (1114 amino acids)
Biological process (GO): protein phosphorylation; muscle contraction; positive regulation of apoptotic process
Cellular component (GO): nucleus; actin filament
Molecular function (GO): protein serine/threonine kinase activity; actin filament binding; ATP binding
Source: RefSeq, a predicted model, not a curated record